CCGCACCGCGCGCUCAGCUUCCGCGUCCGCGCGAGUUCCUCCCCAAGGAACUCCCGCGCUUUUUGUACACUGCUGGGGCUUGAUCGAUUAUCGCUAUCGUCGUUAUCAUUGGUGCGAUUGAUAAGCGAUUAAUCUCAUCGGAGCGAUGCGCAGGUGCACGUGCGCGGCCCUGGCCGUGCUGCUGGCCAUCGUGGUCCGCUGGUGCGUGGCCCUGAAUGGAUAUUCAGGUGCUGGAAAGCCGCCCAUGUUUGGGGAUUAUGAGGCACAGAGACACUGGCAAGAAAUCACCCUGAACCUGCCCGUCCACGAGUGGUAUUUUAACAGUACGCGUAAUGACCUCCUCUACUGGGGCCUCGACUACCCUCCGCUCACCGCCUACCACAGCCUGCUGUGCGGAUAUGUGGCACGGUGGUUUGACCGGCGCUGGGUGGAGCUGGGGGAGUCCAGGGGACAUGAAGGGAUGGAGCACAAGAUGUUCAUGAGGGCGACCGUCAUGCUGGCAGAUGUGUUGGUGUUUAUCCCCGCUGUCGUGCUCUGCUGCCUGUGGGGGGCGCGUGACCCAUGGCGUCGCAAGAUGUCAGUAUGUGUGUGCACGCUUCUCUAUCCAGGGAUAAUUCUCAUCGACCAUGGACAUUUUCAGUAUAACGGCGUGAGCCUGGGUCUGUCUCUCUGGGCAAGCCUCGCUCUCCUCCAUGGCCGCCCGCUGCUCGCCUCGGUCGCGUUCUGCCUCUCGCUCGCCUACAAGCAGAUGCAACUCUAUCACGCGCCCGCCUUCUUCUGCUUCCUGCUGGCACGCUGCAUCCACUCACGGCCACGCACACGCGGGUUGUUGCUGCUGCUGCGUCUGGCCAUCACCGUGAUCGCCACCCUUGCCGUGUGCUCCGCUCCCUUCCUGAGCGAUCCUCAGCAGCUGCUCCAGAUCCUCGCACGCAUCUUCCCCGUAUCUCGCGGUCUCUACGAGGAUAAGGUCGCUAACGUGUGGUGCAGUCUCUCAGUGGUUUUCAAGAUCCGAAAUAUUUUGAGCCAAGAAGCACAGCUGUUCGUGAGUCUGCUGUCGACGCUACUGUCUCUCUCACCGUCGUGUUUCCUCCUCCUGCGAUCCCCGUCUCUCCUCGGAUUCAAGCUGUGCCUGGUUAUUUCAUCUCUCUCGUUCUUCCUCUUCUCCUUUCAAGUUCACGAAAAAUCCAUCCUCCUGGCCGCUAUCCCAGCCUGCCUACUCCUCUCCGAAUUCCCCCUGGCUGUCACUUGGUUCCUCGUGGUUUCAACGUUCAGCAUGCUACCCCUGCUGCAGAGAGACGGGCUGCUGCUUCCCACCGUGACGAUGACGCUGGGAUUCAUGGUCGCUUCAUGGGGCCUCCUGACCCCAAGGCUAACUCGGCUCUCGCGGGCAGUGCUGGUUGCUUCGUUAGUCUCCAUGGCGAUGCUGCUUGCCGGGAGCUGCCUCGUGUCUGCGCCUGCUCGCUACCCCGACCUCUUCCCCGUGCUCAUCUCGGCGACUUCCUGUUUCCACUUCCUCGUGUUCCUGGCCGUCUUCACUGCGCGGCACGUGCGGACCGUGGCGAUACGCGGGGACACCCAAAAAUGCGGGGACACCCAGAAACGCGUGCGGACACAGUGAGAUGGUGCACUGGAACACGCAGAGAGACACUGGGGGCAUGGCGAAACAUACAGGGGACACGGUGAACGCACGAAAAUGCAAUUGUUGGUGCCGGCUAACCCGAGUGGCUGCCUUGCCACCUGUGGUUCCUCCCGCCUUCGAAUCAUUCUGUCUUUCAGUGAGUGGAUAUUGUGUGCGUUACAAGUCGAAAUGAUUAUUACAAGCAGAAGAUCAUAUACGGUUUUACUUGCUUGCACAUAUUCACACGCAAUCUUAUUGAUACAUUUUAUUGUUCUUUUACAAAUUCUACAAUUCUCAUUCUCCCUCUCUCAUUUAUCACCAGAGUCCUCCACUUUAAAUAAUUGAGCACUACACAUUUUUUACUCGAUGGACCUAAAGGUUGGCCAAGCCCGGUCAGUCACCUCCCAAUUGCUUAAGAAGCAGUCAGAGGUUGGACUCCAGUCUUUGGUGUUGAUGACUGACUCUAGAUGAUUACUCCCAAGUGUCAAGUCAACAGUGGUCAUCCGGUGGAGAUACUGGCCCCUGCCAUGAAAAUGUGGAAUGUUCACCUGUGGUUCAGGCCUCCAAAUUGAGAUGAGCGACAGCCUACACUUGUUUGAGCAGGGGGACACUUUGUUAUUCACAUUUAUGUGUGUGUGUAAAUAGUAAAUCUAAAUAGGCUGUUACUUGGUUGAAGCAUAUCAAUUUCAAGUGAAAAGGGAUCUUGAAUGGGCUCUCGUUUGGUCAAAUAAAGAAACUUGAAUUGGA
Molecule: messenger RNA, 2365 nt
Organism: Lethenteron reissneri (Far Eastern brook lamprey)
Lineage: Eukaryota; Metazoa; Chordata; Hyperoartia; Petromyzontiformes; Petromyzontidae
Gene: ALG6
Product: ALG6 alpha-1,3-glucosyltransferase
Biological process (GO): protein N-linked glycosylation; dolichol-linked oligosaccharide biosynthetic process
Cellular component (GO): endoplasmic reticulum membrane
Molecular function (GO): dolichyl pyrophosphate Man9GlcNAc2 alpha-1,3-glucosyltransferase activity
Source: RefSeq, a predicted model, not a curated record